Molecule: messenger RNA, 1338 nt
Organism: Caenorhabditis briggsae
Lineage: Eukaryota; Metazoa; Nematoda; Chromadorea; Rhabditida; Rhabditidae
Exons: 7
Coding region: 1-1338 (445 amino acids)
Biological process (GO): endocytic recycling; regulation of cytokinesis
Cellular component (GO): recycling endosome membrane; endocytic vesicle; midbody
Source: RefSeq, a predicted model, not a curated record
AUGAUCAUCGAAGAUGAGUCGUUCGGUCUUGCUGAUCUUUUGAUUGGCGUAAAUCUGGAUUUUAAGGUGUUACUUUGUACUGGACUCGCCUAUGCGAUUACAGGCAGCUCGGCGAGCAGCGCGUCGGUCGCCUCCAGAUUGUACGGAACAAGAUCUCGAAGAGAUUCUCUUGGUGGAAGUUCAUCAGAAAGCGAUUUGAUCGCAUUUGGAGGAGAUCAAGACACACUCAACGAUUUCAGUUCACAAGUGAGUUCAAGCAAAAGAGUAUUUAAGGGUGGUNCCANGGGUAUCCCCAUCGAAGGAACGACGAUGGAAGAUAUGCAGAGAUUCUUGCCGAAAGAGUCGGUGAUGAGGAUUCUUCCGGAAAUGAAUCAAUUCAACACAUUCACAAAACGAUACUCGGAACUCGAGGAGCGUAACAUAACGAAUGCACAAUCUGGAAGAACAGUUGACGACAACGAAGACCGAUUCAAACAACUUCUGAACGAUGAAAAAACUCGAGGAACUGAAUCAAUUUCAAGAUUGAAAAGAGAAAAGGAACUGGAAACUGAAAGCUGGAAUUUGAAAUAUCAAAUGCUCGAAAAGGAUUUGAAUGCAGCCAAAAAGGAUGUUGAGAGAUCGAAUGAAGAGACGAAAAGAGUUCGAAAUGAGUUGGAAAAAACAGAGAAUAAGUUGGAAGAAGCGCAACUUCUGAUUGAGGGAAUGGAGGAUGAAAGGAUUCAAUUGGAGAGACAAUUCAAGAAAUUCAAGGAAGAAGCUCAACAAGAUAUUGAUUCUAGUAGUGAAAUGGUUGAAGUAUUGGCCAUGGAAACAGAGGAAUUGAGACGGAAAGUGGAUGGACCAAGAUCUGGAAGUAUGUCUGAGCAUAUUGGAGAUAUGCAUGAGGAAAUGGAUGCAUUGAAAGCUAAAGUAGCAGAAUUGAUGAGAGAAAAGGAGGAGAUGGCUGAUCAACUGUUGGCUACUUCAGUGGAAAGAGGAAGAUCUCUUAUUGCUGAUACUCCUUCGCUGGCCGACGAACUUGCUGGUGGAGAUUCAUCUCAACUUUUGGAUGCUCUCCGUGAGCAAGAAAUCUGCAACCAGAAGCUUCGAGUAUACAUCAAUGGAAUCUUGAUGCGAGUCAUCGAGAGACACCCAGAAAUCCUCGAGAUCGGAGAAGAAGGAGUAAGAAUCAUCUCCAAGUUGACGGUGCGCCGGAGAAUCUCAGUCCUCGCCAACUUCGUCGUCUCCACUUCCGGAAGAAUCCUCAUCACCGACUCUUUCGGCAAGAAUCUCUGCAUAUCUUCCAUCGUCGUUCCUUCGAUGGGGAUAGCUGAGAUUGACGAUGUCAUUGGCAACUAA